UGUGUUCUUGAGUUAUGUGUUGUGAUUCCUGCACUUAUAAGAUUUCAAACUUAUUCUUAUACGUCAUGGUAAACUAUAGAAGGCCUAAGAGAUCCUUGAAUGAAACUCUUUUAAUGUUUGACGAUCUACUUCAUGAUGGAUCUGUACCAGUAUAUGUACAGUUUAUGUAUGGAUGUGUCAAAUUGUACAUACAAUGAAGAUACAUGCAUGUGUGUAAACGUGCUAUUCCAACAUUUUCUAGUCAAAGGAAGUCAGCGACAGGGUAUACCUAGAUCAUUGCAUGUGUAGACCACUUGUAAUAGAAACAUGAUCAACUCUUUGAUAUGAUAUAUGUUUAUACCUAUCUCAAGUUACAGUCUAAAUGGUACAGUACUGGUGAUUUGUUGGGUGGUGUUGUGUAGAAAAUUGUGUUUUUCAGACUGGUAUGUAUUUGCAUUAAUCUAUUCCUUAAUUCAAAGUUGAUAUGAUUUAACUUAAAGUUGUAUCCUACCUUGUGUCAGUUGCAUCACAUAUUACUUGUGUGUUUUGCUUGGCACGAGAGAGGUAUCCAAAGACCUCGUUCAACAUUGCACAAAGACAUGGUCGGUGUCAUGGGACGACUGGACAAGAUCAUCAGUCUUUUGGAUUCUGCAGAAAGAGACAAACCCAAGCAAGAGAAACAAGAAAUAGAUGCCUUGACACUCCAGAAAGAGAAGUUUAUAUUGGUGAUCCAAGCCUUAAUGUGCAUGAGGGCCAGCAAGUUGGCUGUUACCAGAGCCACCAUGAAGGCUGGUAGGAGAUCUUUGUUGGCCCUCAAUCUUGUUGAUAUCUUGUUCGAUCAGGAUUGCCUAAGACGUUCAACUGUGUGUGGGUCUAGAGACUCCUCAAAAGAGGCACUAAACCCUAGAAAGAUUGAAGCCAUGAGAAAUAAUAUGAUUGCAUCAGGCUACAAUACUGCUUUGUUUCAAUAAUUAUUUUGUGCAUUGCAGGCCACUGUUUUCAAGCGUUCCCAAUACACGAGGGAGAAACAGAAAAGGAGGCAUGGCAGAAAAUGACAAAGGCCAUCACAGACAAGUGUCUGCUAGUUGCCAAAAGCUAUAUAGCAAAUUAGAAUAUUUGCAGAUCUUGAUUAUGGAGUUAUUGUAACUUUGAAUAUAGCAUCAAGGCUUG
This is a messenger RNA of Corticium candelabrum, 1149 nucleotides long. RefSeq lists its product as uncharacterized. The transcript is spliced from 3 exons. NCBI's taxonomy places the organism in Eukaryota, Metazoa, Porifera, Homoscleromorpha, Homosclerophorida, Plakinidae. Gene Ontology annotation, molecular function: DNA binding. Bases 579 to 950 code for a protein of 123 amino acids. The record is from RefSeq and is a predicted model, not a curated record.